Molecule: messenger RNA, 477 nt
Organism: Pocillopora damicornis (cauliflower coral)
Lineage: Eukaryota; Metazoa; Cnidaria; Anthozoa; Scleractinia; Pocilloporidae
Product: protein MCM10 homolog
Biological process (GO): DNA replication initiation; DNA replication
Cellular component (GO): nucleus; nuclear replication fork
Molecular function (GO): single-stranded DNA binding; DNA replication origin binding
Source: RefSeq, a predicted model, not a curated record
AUGGAAGACCAUGAUGUAGACGAUCUUGACCUUUUAGCAAGUCUUGUCGAUAGUGAUUCUGAAUUUCUUGACGAUGGUAGCCUUUUGGAAGCAAUUCCAUCGAAUGCUUCAUCGCGAUCGCCAACAGAAACACAGCCAAGAGCCAAUGAACAAGGCAUACGAUCUGGAACAACAUCGAAUUUGACCAUGGAAGAAAUGGCAGCGCAAAUGGCUAGCAUGGAAGAAUACAUAAAAAAGCUUGAAGCAGAAAAAGCUGUUUUGCUAUCACCAACAACACUGAAUAAUGAAAUUAGAUCAGGCUCUUCUAAAGAAGAACAAGAGUUCAAAUUGAGUGAGAAAAAGAGCUCAAAGCAAGACAAGAGCCAGCAGAUGCUCUUUUCAAAGGACAACAAAAGAACAGCCCAUGCUCCAGCACACUGUAUUAACAAGACAGGUAAAGAGUACAAGAAAUGUAAAAAAUUCCUCAAGCUACAGUAG